CAUCCCCUUCAAGGCCGGAACACCAUGGCAACCUUCCUCGUGCUGAAGAACCAGGCGAAGAUGCCCAUCGUAGGCCUAGGAACAUGGAAGUCCCCUCCAGGCAAAGUGGCAAGCACAGUGAAGGCGGCCAUCGAUGUCGGGUACCGCCACAUUGACUGUGCCUACGUCUACCAGAAUGAGAAUGAAAUAGGGGAGGCCAUCCAGGAGAAGCUGAAGGAGAAGGUCGUGAGUCGGGAGGACCUGUUUGUCGUCAGCAAGCUUUGGUGUACAUUCCAUGAGAAGAGCUUGGUGAAGUCCACCUGCCAGAAGACUCUGAGUGACCUGAAGCUGGACUAUCUGGAUCUCUACCUUAUCCACUGGCCUAUGGGAUUUAAGGCCGGGACUGAUAUUUUCCCACUGGAUGACAGUGGCAAAGUGAUUCCCAGUAACAUCAAUUUUUUGGAUACAUGGACGGCCAUGGAAGAAUUAGUGGAUACAGGACUAGUGAAAGCCAUUGGGGUUUCCAACUUCAACCACCUCCAGAUUGAGAGUAUCUUGACCAAGCCGGGGCUGAAGCAUGCGCCAGUACACAACAAAACCACUGCACAGGUUCUGAUCAGGUUCCAUAUCCAGAGAAAAGUGGUUGUGAUCCCCAAAUCGAUCACCCCAUCACGGAUUGCUGAGAACUUUCAGGUGUUUGAUUUUGAGCUGACCGACGAAGAGAUGGCAACUAUACUGAGCUUCAACCGCGGCUGGAGAGCCUGUGGCAUGUCCAAUUCCAGUUCUCACAAAGAUUACCCCUUCAGUGUCCCAUUUUGAGAUUCUGGAGAGCUGCCGCCCGGCAUCCAGAUGACCAGCUCCUGUUGCU
Molecule: messenger RNA, 847 nt
Organism: Gracilinanus agilis (Agile Gracile Mouse Opossum)
Lineage: Eukaryota; Metazoa; Chordata; Mammalia; Didelphimorphia; Didelphidae
Product: aldo-keto reductase family 1 member B1-like
Exons: 2
Coding region: 25-798 (257 amino acids)
Cellular component (GO): cytosol
Molecular function (GO): aldose reductase (NADPH) activity
Source: RefSeq, a predicted model, not a curated record